Molecule: messenger RNA, 501 nt
Organism: Paracoccidioides brasiliensis Pb18
Exons: 1
Coding region: 1-501 (166 amino acids)
Cellular component (GO): nucleus
Molecular function (GO): DNA binding; ATP binding; chromatin binding
Source: RefSeq, a predicted model, not a curated record
AUGUGGACGGGCUAUGAAGCUGUAGAUGCUCUCGUCUCUAAAUGCGAGGCGCUGGGAAAGCCAAUUGCAGACGAGAUGAAACGAUGGGGCGUGGAUAUUUUCGGGGCAAAAAUAGAAGGCGAGCUUGACAUACUCUCCUUGGAUAACAAUAAUACCCCAGAAAAGAUCCAUGAUUCUGCAAUUGGUACUCCGUCCAGCCACCACUCAUCUAGUGUGGAAGACGACGACCUUAAACCCAGCUAUUCACGAAAGAAGCAACAGUUUAUUUGUCAACCAUCAAUAAUGAGCGAAUCGAUCACCAUGAAAAAUUACCAGAUUGUGGGAAUCAACUGGCUGAGCCUCCUUUUCGAGCAGAGUUUGAGCUGCAUUCUUGCAGAUGACAUGGGAUUGGGCAAAACAUGUCAAGUCAUAGCGUUCCUGGCCCAUCUCUACGAGAAAGGGGUGAAGGGACCUCAUCUUGUGGUGGUGCCCUCUUCAACCUUGGAGAAUUGGCUUUCGUGA